AUGCAUUUUCCAAUAGACAGGUUCCACCCAGCAGUUGGCUUGAUGGAGAGGAUCCAGGCCAUUGCUCAGAACGUCUCCGACAUCGCCAUGAAGGUGGAUCAGAUUCUACGCAACAGCCUCGUGAAUGGAAAACCAGCGAUCGAAGGCAGACGGGACCAGUGUGAGGUGCCCAAGGACCCUAACUAUCCCGACUGCUCUGGAAAAGUAGAGUGGAUGAGGGCCAGGUGGACGUCCGAUCCCUGCUAUGCAUUUUUUGGUGUGGAUGGCACUGAAUGCUCAUUCCUCAUCUACCUCAGUGAAGUUGAGUGGUUUUGCCCUGUGCUACCUUGGAGAAAUCAGACGGCAGCUGCACCUUCCACAAAGCCACCACCCAGAGUGCAGGCAGCUUUUCAGAGAGACCUCUCCUACCUCCUGGAGCUGAUUGGCAGUGGCAAGGAGUCUUUGAUCUUCAUGAAGAAAAGGAUCCGACACUUGGCUACACAAUGGCUGCGCGCUUCAUAUAAACUUGAAAAGAAGCUGGCUGGCAAACCGAGAGAUCAGAAACAGAUUUUGAUCCAUAUUGGCUUCUUGACGGAGGAAUCCGGGGAUGUUUUCAGCCCUCGUGUGCUAAAGGGGGGCCCACUGGGGGAGAUGGUCCAAUGGGCUGAUAUUUUAGCAGUCCUCUUCAUCUUGGGCCACAGCCUGAAAAUCACAGUCUCUUUGAAAGAGCUUCAGAGUAACCUAGGGGUGCCUCCGGGAAGAGGGAAUUGCCCCUUAACAGUCCCAUUGCCCUUUGAUCUCAUUUAUACUGAUUACCAUGGGCUGCAGCAAAUGAAGCAACACAUGGGCCUCUCCUUUAAGAAGUACAGGUGCCGCGUUCGAGUAAUUGACACUUUUGGAACAGAGCCUGCAUAUAAUCACGAGGAAUAUGCAACGCUGCAUGGCUACCGGACAAACUGGGGCUAUUGGAACCUGAAUGCUAAGCAGUUCAUGACAAUGUUUCCUCAUACGCCUGACAAUUCCUUCAUGGGUUUUGUGUCUGAGGAACUCAACCAGACUGAGAAGCAAUUUAUUAAAUCCAACAAAGCAAACAACAUGGCGGUGGUAUAUGGAAAAGAAGCCAGUAUUUGGAAGUUGCAGGGCAAAGAGAAAUUUCUUGCUAUCCUUAACAAGUACAUGGAGAUCCAUGGCACUGUUUAUUAUGAAACCCAGCGUCCACCUGAAGUCCCAGCUUUCGUGAAGAAUCAUGGCCUUCUACCACAACAUGAGUUCCAGCAACUGCUGAGGAAAGCCAAGAUCUUCAUUGGGUUUGGUUUCCCUUACGAAGGCCCUGCCCCUUUGGAAGCAAUUGCCAACGGGUGUAUUUUCCUGCAGUCCCGUUUCAACCCACCCCACAGUUCACUCAAUCAUGAAUUCUUCAGAGGGAAGCCCACAUCCAGAGAGGUAUCCUCCCAGCAUCCUUAUGCACAAGAUUUCAUAGGGAAACCCCAUGUGUGGACAGUAGACUAUAACAAUUCUGAGGAGUUUGAAGCUGCUAUCAAAGCCAUCAUGAGAACCAAGGUUGAUCCCUACCUGCCCUACGAGUACACAUCUGAAGGGAUGCUGGAGAGAAUUCAUGCCUAUAUUCAGUACCAGGAUUUCUGUGCUGCUGCCAUUGUGCCAGACACAUCUGCUAUGCAAAGUUCCACAAGCCCAUUCAUCCUGCAGCCCAAUAUGACUCACCUGGCAUGGGCUCACAAUGCCAGCAGCAGCCUCCCAACCUGGCCCCCAGUCAACUCCAUGCAGGUGUGGCUGUCAGAGGCUGGACAGGCAUGCACCAGUACCUGUCAGCAGCAUGGGCUGGUCUGCGAGCCAGAGUUUUUCAAGUUCAUCAACAAGAAGGAAGUGUUUCAACAGCUCAACAUUGUUUGCGAUAGCACUGAGUCAGAGAUGAAUCACCUCUACCCAGCUGUGGCUGAAAACGUCCGGGAGUGCUACCUCCAGAAGGAACCUUUACUAUUCAGUUGUGCAGGGUGCAGCACCAAGUACCAGCGGCUCUGCCCUUGCCGUGACUACCGGAAAGGACAAGUGGCACUCUGCAGGGACUGUUUGUGAUUCUACCAGCACAUGUCUAUUGUGACAUACCACAUAUAGCAAGUAGCUUUUUUCGUAAAGCUUCUGCAAUACUCAAGAAGAUCCCAAAUGGGUUUUCCUUCUCGAAGACUUGUGAAAAUACUUGGAUGUCAAUCAGACUUAAUUGGUUGUUUUGUCUACAAGUCAAGGGGAAUUACCCCUCUUCCAAUAUUAGUUUACUUCUUAAAGCAUAUCUCCUACUACAUCCAAGUCAGUUGAAGACCUCAGAGGGACUUAGGAGGGCCAUGAGCCACAUCCUCCUGAAGAACAAAGCACCACUUUAGGAUCUCAUCUUCCUUAAGCAUCUUUAUUUAUUUAUCUAUUUAUUUAUCUAUUUAUUUUUAUUGAGAGAGGCGUGGAAAUUAAAGCAGAAAAAUCAA
Messenger RNA from Sphaerodactylus townsendi, 2471 nucleotides. It is a transcript of the gene MGAT5B, whose product is annotated as alpha-1,6-mannosylglycoprotein 6-beta-N-acetylglucosaminyltransferase B. NCBI's taxonomy places the organism in Eukaryota, Metazoa, Chordata, Lepidosauria, Squamata, Sphaerodactylidae. The record is from RefSeq and is a predicted model, not a curated record. Gene Ontology annotation, molecular function: alpha-1,6-mannosylglycoprotein 6-beta-N-acetylglucosaminyltransferase activity. Gene Ontology annotation, cellular component: Golgi apparatus. The transcript has 18 exons. Bases 1 to 2073 code for a protein of 690 amino acids. Gene Ontology annotation, biological process: protein N-linked glycosylation.